UUAAAAGAAACAGCCAAAUGAGAAACAAGAGAGUUUUUCUCGUCGUCUUGGUCUUCUUCUUCUUUGUCUUUUUUGUGGAAUUCAGCAGAGGACAGAACAACAGAAAAACAGAAGUCAAUGUUGGUAUUGUAACAGAUGUCGGGAAGAUGCAUUCAGACAUUGAACUGCUCUGCAUCAACAUGUCUCUUGCUGAUUUCUACUCUUCUCGUCCCCAAUUCCAGACAAGGCUUGUUGUCAACAUCGGCGACUCCAGAAACGAUGUCCUUGGUGCCGCUGCUGCAGCUCUUCAGCUGAUAAAGAACAAUCAAGUGAAGGCAAUUUUGGGGCCAUGGACUUCCAUGCAAGCUAAUUUUUUGGUUGAGAUUGGCCAAAAAUCACUGGUCCCGAUUGUUUCCUACUCCGCAACAGGCCCAUUUCUUACUUCCCUUCGUAGUCCAUACUUCUUUCGUGCUACGUACGAAGACUCCUCUCAACUGCAGGCCAUAAAAUCUAUCAUCAAAUUGUUUGGGUGGAGAGAAGUUGUGCCAGUUUACAUCGACAACACCUUUGGAGAAGGUAUAAUGCCUCGUCUCACUGAUGCAUUACAAGAUAUUAAUGUUCGGAUACCUUAUAGAUCCGUUAUUGCUCUCAAUGCCACGGAUCAUGAAAUCUCUGUGGAGCUUAUUAAGAUGAUGACCAUGCCCACAAGAGUGUUCAUUGUCCACAUGUACUCUUCUCUUGCCUCAAGAUUUUUUACUAAAGCAAAGGAGAUUGGUUUGAUGAGACCUGGAUAUGUCUGGAUCCUUACCAAUGGAGUUACUGAUGACUUAAGUUCAAUAGAUGAAACUGACAUUGAGGCUAUGGAGGGGGUAUUGGGUGUUAAAACUUAUAUUCGGAAAUCCAAAGAUCUAGAAAAGUUUAGAUCUCGAUGGAGGAAGCGAUUUCCACAGAUGGAGCUCAAUGUAUAUGGAUUGUUGGCUUAUGAUGCUACCACCGCGCUGGCGAUGGCUAUUGAAGAAGCUGGAAUAGAUAACAUGACUUUCAGUAAUGCAGAUCUUGGGAAAAAUGUGUCUGAACUUGAGGCUCUUGGUUUAUCUCAUUACGGUCCCAAGCUUCUCCAGACACUCUCAAUAGUUCAGUUUAAAGGACUUGCAGGAGAUUUCCGUUUUGUCAAUGGGCAACUGCAACCAUCGGUGUUUGAGAUUGUUAAUGUGAUCGGUACCGGAGUAAGGUCAAUAGGAUUCUGGACAGAGGAAAAUGGUCUUGUGAAGAAACUAGACCAGCAACCGAGGAGCAUGAGCGCUUUAUCUACUUGGAAUGAUCAUUUUAGAUACAUUAUAUGGCCUGGAGAUGCUGAUUCUAUUCCAAAUGGGAAGAGGUUGCGGAUUGGAGUUCCUAAGCGAACCGAUUUCACUGACCUCGUGAAGGUCACAAGGGAUCCUAUCACCAAUUCAACAGUAGUCACAGGUUUCUGCAUAGAUUUCUUCGAGGCUGUGAUGCGCGCAAUGCCUUAUGAGGUCUCCUAUGAGUUCAUUCCUUUCCUGAAACACAAUGAUCAACCAGCCGGGGAUUACAAUGACUUGGUCCACCAAGUGUACCUCGCGAGAUAUGACGCCGUUGUGGGAGAUACAACCAUACUAGCAAAUAGGUCCUCUUACGUCGACUUCACAUUACCAUUCAUUAGAUCAGAUGUAGGAUUAAUCGUCUCCAUUGAAGACCAAGUGAAAAGAGACAAUGCCACUAUCUUUAAACCUUUAUCAUGGGAACUGUGGUUGACUUCCUUUGCCUUUUUCUUCCUUAUUGGAUUUACUGUUUGGGUUCUUGAACAUAGGGAUAACUCGGAGUUCCGUGGACCUGCUAAUUACCAAGCUAGUACUAUCAUCUGGUUUGCUUUCUCCACCAUGGGUUUUGCUUCAAGAGAAAGAGUGUUUACCUUCUGGGCGAUGGUCCUAGUUAUCACAUGGUACUUCAUUGUUUUCGUGUUAACUCAGAGUUACACAGAUAGUUUGACAUCACUUUUGACAUCACAACAACUAACUCCAACCAUAACCAGCAUGAGUAGCUUGCUCUCGAGAGGAGAAAGAGUGGGUUAUCCGAGAACAUCCUUCAUCCUUGGAAAGCUUAAACAAACUGGUUUCUCGCAAUCUAGUCUUGUGCCCUUUGAUACCGUAGAAGAAUGUAAUGAGCUUCUGAGAAAAGGAUCAAAAAAAGGCGGUGUCUCUGCAGCUUUCUUAGAAAUUCCUUACUUGAGACUCUUUCUUAGAAAUUAUUGCAACACUUAUAAAAUUGUUGAAGUGCCUUUCGAGGUUGAUGGAUUUGGCUUCACAGAAGAAAGUUGUCCAGACCUUGAGCUUGAUGGUGUGAAAGGAUGGGCAAUGCCAACAAAUUGGAAGAAGUUGCGCAUCGGAGUUCCAAAGAGAAGUGGUUACACCGAUCUCGUGAAGGUCACAAGGGAUCCUAUCAAAAACUCAGCGAUUGUCCCCGGUUUGUGCAUAGAUAUCUUAGAGGUUGUGAUCCGAGCAAUGCCUUGUGAUGUCUCCUAUGAGUUCUUUCAUUUUGAGAAACCCAAUGGUGAAUCAGCUGGUGAUUACAACGACUUGGUCUACCAAGUGUAUUUCGGGGUGAAUAAGCAUAAUUAUCCCACAUAAUAGCAUUUACAAAAAUCAUCUUAGUGAACUGAUCCUCAA
This is a messenger RNA of Arabidopsis arenosa, 2666 nucleotides long. NCBI's taxonomy places the organism in Eukaryota, Viridiplantae, Streptophyta, Magnoliopsida, Brassicales, Brassicaceae. The record is from the annotation of a GenBank genome assembly.